AUGCCUAUACCGACACCUAGCUCUACGGCGAAGCCCCGCAGCCUGCUCAGUAGACACAAAAGCACCAAUGCCCGGUCGGAACGUCCCGGACAACCGACUUUGGACGCCAGCCGGGCGCUCACACGAUCAGACUCUCAGAACACGGCCCUGGGAGAAGCAAAUGGUGAAACUCCGAGCCGACGGAGCUUCUUACCCCAGCGAGGUUUGCCAAGAGCUGUUCCGAGAGCGAAAGGCGUAACUGAAGCCGAACCUGCUCAAGAUGCCACAGGCUCCAACGCCACAGCGAAUGGCGUAACGGCACAGCAAGCGAACGCAGGAGACGCAAAGCAGACUCGGCCUAGGCCGCGAUCACUGUACCAAACACGAGCUUCCCAGCAAGACACUGUUGUCUCACAUUCAUCACGUCCCACGGAUGCGAAUAGGCUGCCAGUUUCAGCAGGGCUGAGCCGAACGCAGUCCCUUAAGCGACCCAGCGUUGCAUCGCAAGCCAUGCCACCACCGAGCCGACCACUCCACAGUCGUACGCAGUCGACGAGCACGCCGAUUGGCGCUCGCAAGGAGACGGGAGAAGCUGAUAAUCCCGCACCCCGCGUGGAAAGACCGAAAUCGUUAGCGAUGGUGUCGGGUCACACUAGGUCCUUGAGCAACGCUCCUACAGAGACUGCUCCUGGUAUCAGCCGAGCCUCUGCUCGCCAAGAUGGGUUGACGCGCUCCGCUAGCACCAGAGCUAAGCUUGGGCAACCACAUGGUCGCGCAACAGCCAGCACAUCCAGGCAACCCGAAGAUCCUGUUCAGGCGAAAGAACCGCGUGAAGCUCUGAACCAAGAGCCCAGGAAGCUUGUGCGUCCUGCCUUUUCAACUUUACAACAACAUUUUACUCCUAGGAAAACUGGCAAAGCACCCACUUCUACCUUCAUCCAUGCUCCGGAACCUGUGAAUCAUGUUCUUCCCCCAGAGAUUGUCGCUCUUCAGAGUGAACUGCUACAACUACAUUUGUUACAUGCACCAUCAGCCUUGUCCAUGAGACAGUGGGAAGUGAGCGCUCAAAAGGCCUUGCGGUCAAAGUUCGACGAGGUUGCAAGCCUAAAUCAGAUCAUGCAGGAAAAGGAACGUUUUGGUCAGGAGCAGAAGAACGUUCUCGCUCUUCGUGAAUGGAACGGAUCCAAUGCUAUUUCUGGCCUCGCUGCCCACAUCCAAGCAUUGUCCGCCCCUUUACACGAGCUACCAUCACUUUUAGAUCCUGGAGGUCGCUUCUUCUAUCUCGUGGAAGCUUUCAGCAAGUGGUUGUCCCGCGCGGAUCAAGUUUGGUCUGACCGUGAUGGCUCUGGCGGACACGGAAGCGCAAUGCAAUCUCUUGCAGGAUUAGGAGAUACUUGGAAGGAAGAGCAUGCAGCCAUGAUGCGCAAACUGACGGCUUUCUCUCGGCACCUAGACGGCCUACCGCCAACUGUACCGGGAUCGAGCAUUGCAUAUAUCGUAACCAGGUGUCAGGCUCUAAUCGAAGGGCUGUUGAGCGAGCUACAGGUCAUGCAGGCAACGGAAGCUGAUGCCGUAUCCAGAGAGGAGCAUUGGGUGGAGCAACGGCUGCGAACAAUCGCUCAGGACGUUGACGUAGACUCGGAGACUGACGAGGAGGCGUGGCGGUUGUACUGA
Molecule: messenger RNA, 1653 nt
Organism: Paraphaeosphaeria sporulosa
Lineage: Eukaryota; Fungi; Ascomycota; Dothideomycetes; Pleosporales; Didymosphaeriaceae
Exons: 2
Coding region: 1-1653 (550 amino acids)
Source: RefSeq, a predicted model, not a curated record